CGAAGGUUAGGUGUAAGAGUAGCUUUAAGCUAAAUCUCGCCUUGAGUAGAUAAUAGUAAUAAGGACGAUUAUUAGUAUAAUUAUAAUUGUUAUUAUUAUUUCCCUCAUUCACAGGCUUUCCUGCUAUUAGUUUUGAAACAAGAUUGCCCGUUCGUUGCUGAUGUUAGAAAGAUCUUGUUCUAGUCGCCACCUAAAACUCUACGGAUUACACUGCAUGUGUCCAACACGACCGACUAUUGCAUGGGCUAGUAUAAUUCAAAGAUUGGCUCCCAAUGGCACAUCGAGAUCCACCAUGUAUGUUUUGUUUUCAUUUUUUAGAGUGAGCACGUGAUUAUUAUGAUUAUUAUUAUUAUUAUUUUAGUAUUAU
This is a messenger RNA of Acanthoscelides obtectus, 367 nucleotides long. The record is from the annotation of a GenBank genome assembly. NCBI's taxonomy places the organism in Eukaryota, Metazoa, Arthropoda, Insecta, Coleoptera, Chrysomelidae.